AUGAGUGUACUGGAUUCCUUCUUUGCAACUAUUCUUGACAACGCGGCCCCGACUUUGGUGACUGAUCUACGUGGUCGCAUUGUAUAUGUCAAUAAACCGACUUUGUGCUUACUGGAGGGAUAUCACGCUCCCAAGAAAUCGUCUGCUUAUAACGUUAAGGAUCUUCCAGAAACGAGUUAUUACAUUGGCGAUCAUUAUAACAAAUUACUCGAACCCUUGGAUUCCCACGAGGCCAAAUCAUUUCAGAAUCAUUUCACGAGCAAUGCUCAGAUUAAAAAGGGUACCGAAGUUCGUAGAGUUUUCAAAUGUCGGACAUUUAAAAACAAGAGACCAAUAAUAUUAGAGCUUUCGACACGUACAUGUGUUCUACCAAAGAAUCUCUCGCCUAACAACGUUAUGUCGAACCUACGUCAACCUAAAAGUAACGUAUCUGAAUGUCGAUGUGAACAUAUAGUAGAUGUUAACAGUGUUAAAGAAAAAAAGGAUAAUCAAGUAAGCAAUGUUCGUAAAGUGGUUGGCGGUGAGGAGGAAGAGGAUGAAGAGGAUGGUGACGAACAAUUUUAUGAUGCUUCAGAGGAUUCAGAAGAGGAUAUCAGUGUCUUAAGCAGUCAUGUUUACUUCUCUGAGCGACAGGAAACGUACAGAGAUCAUGUUAUUGUCAAGGGGGAAAAGGAACCACAUCACAAAGGCAAAUUGACGGGUAAUUCCGAUUCAACGGAAUAUACUGCUCCUCCAAAUGCGAACUCUCCGGAAGAUCGCCAUUCAACCUUGCACGCGCAGAAAGAUCAGGUAUUAGUGGUAAUGGAUCCUUGUUUACCUGCAGAUCCAACAAAAAACACAGUUUUCAUUAGCACAAUUAGAGACGUGACUGAUUCAAAUUUUGCGGAUUUUGUGCUCAGUGAGGCUGAAAAUCGAAUUACCUUAACAUAUGACGUUACGGGAAUAAUACAUGAAGUGUCAAGAUCUUGCAAGCAUAUUUUGGGAUUUGAACCAAAUGAAUUGUUGGGACUCGAUGGUUACUCUUAUAUCCAUCCUGAUGAUGCCACCGAGGUUCGCAUGUAUCAUUCAAAACGUGUUUCAGAACCUUAUGGUACCACCCUCCAAAGGAAUUGCUUUCGUCAUCAGAGAAAAGACGGAUCUUAUUGUUUGCUAGAAAUAUGGUCACAAGGCAUUCAGCCAAAUGGUCGAUGGACAUUUGUAGGCUUCGAUGUCACGAACACUACUGAGUGUGUAAUGGAAAAUCGUGGGUUAAUACCCGAUCAAGCUAUUAUUCGUCGUAGGUUAUUGCACAAUACUGAUGAAGAUUCUCAAAAAAAAUUUGCCAAUAAUUUCGUUUCCUUUAUAUGCCACGAAUUUUUAGAGCUUCGUAAUCCACUAAAUGGUAUAAUUGGUUAUACGACAUUUUUACUGGACACGGAACUGACAAAACAACAACGUGACUACGCUGAAGCCAUAUCUUCCAUUAGUAAUCACAUGUGUAAUACCAUUAAUCAGUCGCUCGACUUAUGUCAGACUCAAUCCCAUGGUACUUACAUUUCGGAAAUAGGUCCGUUACAUUUGAGUGAGGUAGUCAAGUUUUGUUUUCUGACAGUCACGGUGUUGGCUAGGAGUAAGGGAAUUGAAUUGAGGAUGAGGGAUAACAUCACGCCUUUUCUAAAGUCAAGAGUUCAGGGUGUAGACAAAAAUUUUAAUGUCAAUGAAAUUGACUUCGGGUGGUAUGGUGACGAAGACACCAUUAGAAAAAUUCUGUUGAAUUAUCUAACAAAUGCAAUCAAACACACGGGUUCUGGCUCGGUGACGGUCGUUCUUGAUGUUGAAGAUGAUAAGUUGCCUGACAACAAGGAAGGAUUUAUGGCCAAGUGUUCUGUGGAAGACACUGGUCCAGGUAUUCCACAAAAGAAUCUCAAACGACUCUUCCUCCCCUAUUCGAAGUUGGUUUCGUCUUUCGGCGAGAUCAACAAGGAUUAUGAUUUUGUCGACGGAGUACAUCGCCAUCAGCAGGAUCAGCCACAGAGGAGCUCUGGUUUGGGUUUGAGUAUAUGUAAAGAGUUGGCUGACAAGAUGGGUGGUAAAGUUGGUGUGGAAAGCACGUUGGGGAACGGCAGCAAAUUUUGGUUCACCUUUCCCAUAUAUACUAGCGUACCAGAAGGUUUUGAUGAUGAAAACGACCCUGAAACUGUUGUUUCUAAUGUGUCGGAUAACGAAUUUGCUGAUAAAGAAAAGGCACUUAAAGACUCCUUGUGGAAAAAGGCGUAUUCACUUUCUAGUGAUGUCGUUAAUUCUUGUGAACCUUGUGCCUCUAAUGGCGGGCAGAAAAAGUUGUUGAAGAGGAGAUCUCCCACCAAUGGUAGCAUUUCAUCAAUACGCUCUUUGUCUUCAAAUUUGUCAUCUUCGUCACGGACAGAUCCAGAGCUUUCGGAUAAUGGUGGUUCUCACAAAUUCGGGAGUUUGCGAAAAAACAAAAAGCCUGCAAAAGUGCUAAUGGUAGAAGAUAAUGAAGUAAAUCAACAGGUGGCUAUAAAGUAUUUGGAAAAAAUGGGUGAAGAAGUUACUGUUGCUGCUAAUGGUGUGGAAGCGUUGGAGAAAAUGAAAAAUGAAUCCUUCGAUAUUCUUUUCGUUGACCUCCAAAUGCCGCUUAUGGAUGGGUACACAUUGACACGCCGGAUAAGAGAAGCAGAGCGUGAACCUGGUCAAUGCGAGAUAUCUCUCAUCCCAUCUGAUGUAAAUCCAAUUUCCUUACCAUGUGAUAAUACCUCCUCAUGCCUUCCUUCAUUCUCGAUACCAACAAUACGUCGAUCGCCUACGUAUCAUCAUCGUAAGCAUCUACCCAUAGUGGCGUGUACGGGUAGCGUCCUAGAUAGAGAAAAAGAUAAAUGCAGGCAAUAUGGCAUGGAUGGUUUUUUGACAAAACCGUAUCGUUUGGAAGAAAUGAGGUUGUGCAUUGAAGAGCUGGUGGAUGCUAAUGACGAAUCAGGAGUUGAUUGA
Messenger RNA from Acaulospora morrowiae, 2985 nucleotides. Lineage: Eukaryota; Fungi; Glomeromycota; Glomeromycetes; Diversisporales; Acaulosporaceae. The record is from the annotation of a GenBank genome assembly.